AUGACCCCUAUACGCAUCGCCCUCAUUGGGCUAUCGGCUUCAGCCAAGGUCAACUGGGCCGAGCAGGGCCACCUACCUUAUCUUCAGUCGGCGCGGGGCAAAUCACAUUACGAAAUAGUCGCCCUGUUGAAUUCCAGCGUCGAGGCCGCCAAGGCAGCACGGACUCACUUCAACUUACCCGCAACAGUGAAGACAUACGGCAGCCCCGAUGAGCUAGCUAAGGAUCCAGAUAUCGACCUCGUGGUAUGUAACACUAGGGUCGAUACACAUGUUCUCACGACUGCGCCGUCUCUCAACGCCGGUAAAGCCGUGUUCAUCGAGUGGCCGCUGGCCGAGAACUACGCAGCUGCGCAAUCUUUGACAAGCAACAAGCGUAUCGAUGCCAGCAUCAUUGGGCUGCAAGGCCGCGUAUCGCCCAUCGCACUAAAGCUGAAGGACGUCUUAAGAUCCGGACGCAUCGGCCGUGUGUUAAGCAGCGACGUCCGGACCUACGCCAACCUCGGGCGAAGAGACAGCGUCUCGGAGUCAGUGUCCUAUUUCACUCAGCGGAGCAUCGGCGGAAACCAUGUGACCAUCGCGUUCGCGCACACGAUCGACUACGUGCAUGACGUGUUGGGUGAGUUCGACGGAUUCCAGAGUCGCAUGCAGAUCCAGCGGCCGGUGCUCAAGAUCCGGGACAGCAAUGGCGUGACGACGGAUCAGGAGAUACGCUCUGAUGUCCCUGAUCUCGUGGCUGUUCACGGAAAGCUAGCGAAGGGCAAAGCAGACAUCGCUGAUAACGCGACGCUGUCUUUCACGUUCCGUUCCGGACACCAGUUCAAAGGAACGCCGGGCUUCAUCUGGACUAUCAAUGGCGAGAAGGGGGAGAUCAUGGUCACGGCGAAUGGGGCGUACGUCCACUCGGAUUCGUACAAAGACCCUAUCGACAUUCAAUUGCAUGACCAUGCCACGGACGAGGUCGUUCCCAUUGAAUGGGACUGGCAGGACUGGCAGAAGGAUUUGCCACGUCGCUCGAGGAUUGUGGCAGAGCUGUACGAGCGGUUCGCCCGUUGGUGGGAGAGUGGGGCGCCCGCGGGUGAUUUGCCUCAGGAAAGCGAGUGGCCGCGUCUUCACGAUGCCGUGGCCAGAAUGAAGGAAUUCGACGAGCUGUUCAAGCAGUACGAUGCGCAAGGCGACGGCGAAUGA
Molecule: messenger RNA, 1185 nt
Organism: Xylaria bambusicola
Lineage: Eukaryota; Fungi; Ascomycota; Sordariomycetes; Xylariales; Xylariaceae
Product: oxidoreductase family protein
Exons: 1
Coding region: 1-1185 (394 amino acids)
Molecular function (GO): calcium ion binding; nucleotide binding
Source: RefSeq, a predicted model, not a curated record